AUGAUGGCUAUAGCUGUGGCUGUUGGUGAGGAUAUAGUUUUCUUAGCAACAGAUAUCAAUUUACCUGGAGCGGUAGAUUGGGUCAUGAUGCAGAGCUGUUUUGGUCACCACUUCAUGUUGGUUUUGGAGAAGCAAGAAAAAUAUGAUGGACAUCAACAAUUCUUUGCAAUAGUUCAACUAAUAGGAUCAAGAAAGCAAGCUGAAAACUUUGCCUACAGAUUGGAAUUAAAUGGACUUCGACGAAGACUAACUUGGGAAGCCACCCCACGAUCAAUACACGAAGGUGUUCAGUCAGCCAUCAUGAACUCUGAUUGUCUUGUCUUUGACACAUCCAUUGCCCAGUUGUUUGCAGAUAAUGGUAACCUUGGAAUCAAUGUCACAAUAUCCAUGUGCUGA
Molecule: messenger RNA, 396 nt
Organism: Penaeus vannamei (Pacific white shrimp)
Lineage: Eukaryota; Metazoa; Arthropoda; Malacostraca; Decapoda; Penaeidae
Product: E3 ubiquitin-protein ligase SIAH1B
Biological process (GO): multicellular organism development; proteasome-mediated ubiquitin-dependent protein catabolic process
Cellular component (GO): cytoplasm
Molecular function (GO): ubiquitin protein ligase activity; ubiquitin conjugating enzyme binding
Source: RefSeq, a predicted model, not a curated record